UGUGUUUGACAUAUGUAUAACCUAUAAAAAAGUUUGUUGCAAAGUUUGUUGUUACAUAUUUAGUUUUUCUAUUAAUUUAAAAUGUAUAUGUAGUUAUGAUAAUUUGGACUAGAACGUUUUAAGCUAUGGCCUUCGAGAUAUACCCUGGUUUGAUUAAAACGAUCAACGAUGGCGAAGAAGUAGAAGACUUCUCCGAUGAAUCUGAUGAAGAAGUUGAGUAUCAACCUUCAAAGCAGAAAAUUAAACAAAAGGCAGAUUUGAACCCCCAGUUUAAAUUUGUGUCUUCAGUAGAAGAGUAUAACAAGAACACAUGGGACAACUUACACAAAUACGUGAAGCGAAAUGUAAAACAGACCAUAGACGAGAAGAUAGAGAGGCGGCGGGCACAGGCGAAAGUGAACGGCACUGCUGAUGCAGAUACCGACUCUGAUGUUGAUGAUAAAGAUGGAGAAGUUGAUGAACUUGAAAUAUCAGAUGAUGAACUCAAAAGGGAUGCAAUCAAAACAAAGGAGAAGAAGCUCACCAAAAAGCAGAAAUUAAAACAGGAGCUCGAAGAUGAAGAAUCUGGCACCAAGAUAGAAUACGACUCGGAUUUCUUCGAAGAGCCACCGCCGUACGAUGAGAACGCGACUUUCUACAUGAUGAACUUGUCCAGACCUUUGCUGAAGGCAAUUGGAACUUUGAACUAUGUGCAUCCUACUCCUAUACAGUCGGCCACCAUACCUAUUGCGCUGUUAGGCAAAGACAUAUGCGCGUGCGCCGCCACCGGUACCGGUAAAACGGCGGCGUACAUGCUGCCCAUACUCGAGCGGUUGCUGUUCAAAGCGGCCGGGGGGGACAGAGUCACUAGGGUACUUGUGUUGGUGCCAACAAGAGAAUUGGGUGCUCAAGUCCAUGCAGUGACAAGACAGCUGGCUCAGUUUACAUCGGUCACUGUCGGACUGUCGGUCGGAGGUCUGGAUGUUAAAUAUCAGGAAAGCGUACUCCGGCGCAAUCCGGACGUGGUGAUAGCGACGCCCGGCCGGCUCAUCGACCACGUGAGGAACACGCCCUCGUUCACGCUGCACGCCAUUGAGGUGCUCGUGCUGGACGAGGCCGACAGGAUGCUGGACGAGUAUUUCGCCGAGCAGAUGAAGGAGAUCAUCCGGCAGUGUUCACCAAAACGUCAGACCAUGUUGUUCUCGGCGACAAUGAGCGAUGAGGUCAAGGACCUGGCUGCGGUGUCAUUGAAGAAACCCGUCAAGUUGUUCGUCGACUCGAACAAAGAUGUAGCUUUCAAUCUUAGGCAGGAGUUUGUGAGGAUCCGCGCUGAGCGUGAAUGCGACAGAGAAGCGAUCCUAGCCGCUCUCGUCUGUAGAACAUUCCGCGACCGUGUGGUGAUCUUCGUUCAGACUAAGAAGCAAGCUCAUAGGCUGCACGUGGCUCUUGGAUUGCUGGGUGUUAAGGUAGCCGAACUCCACGGAGCCCUAACCCAGCCCCAACGCUUGGACUCCCUCAAGCGCUUCAAAGACGAACAAGUGGAUGUUCUGGUGGCGACUGACGUGGCCGCCAGGGGAUUGGAUAUACCAGGGGUGAAGAGCGUGUUGAACUUCACCUUACCUGCCACUUUGGAACAUUAUAUUCAUAGGGUCGGCAGAACAGCCCGUGCGGGCCGCGCGGGCAUCUCCGUGUCGCUGGCGGGCGAGGCCGAGCGCGCGCUGGUUAAAGCGAUAGUGAGGCGCGCGCGCCGCCCCGUCAAGGCAAGGCAGGUGCCGCCCGACAUCGUGGCCAAGUAUAAGGGGAAACUGAAGCGGUUGGAGCCCGAGAUUGCCGCAAUCCUUGACGAGGAAUACGCGGAGAAACAACUGAACAAGAUGGAGAGACAGACGACCAAGUUGGAGGGAGUAUUGAAGAAAGAGGAGGAAGUCGGACCUAAAUACGAGGUCAAACGACAGCACGAGUGGUUCCAGACGCCGAAAGAGAAGAGAGAGGAGAAGGAGAGAUUGGCGUUGACACAGCAUCAGGGUAAAGAUAAACAACAAAAGGGCAAAGGCAAGAAACGUAAGCGGGAUUCCGACGAAGAUUCGGACGACGACGCGGGCGGCAAGAAGAGAAAGAAACAGACCAAGCAUAAACCAAAAGACACGCCCGAGGAGAGAGUUAAACGGGAGAUGGAGAAGGUCGCGCUCCUCCAAUCAAGGAUGGCCAAACGCAAGAAGAAACAGCGCAGAAUCCGCACGGUUGAUGACGAUGAUGAUCGCCCAAAAACACAGCGACCUCCCACCAAGAAGAAGAAGUUGAGCAACUUUACGAACGACCUGACAGAUACAUCUCAAAAAGCAGCGAAGAGACUUCGGUACGACGCCAAUUUGGUCCAAAAAGGAAAGUUCCCGAAGGGUCCUCAGCAAAAAGGGAAAUCGGGGAAAGGACCACCGCAGAAAGGGAAAGGAAAAGGGCAACAGAAAGGGAAGGCGUUCGCGAAAGGGAAUAAGGCGUUCGGGAAGCCCCAAGCGCCGAAAAGCGGACGUAGGAAAAACUAAUAUUUAAUAAAGUUUCAUAAAUUAA
Amyelois transitella is the source of this 2544-nucleotide messenger RNA. RefSeq names its product probable ATP-dependent RNA helicase DDX27 (gene Rs1). The record is from RefSeq and is a predicted model, not a curated record. NCBI's taxonomy places the organism in Eukaryota, Metazoa, Arthropoda, Insecta, Lepidoptera, Pyralidae. Gene Ontology annotation, molecular function: ATP binding; nucleic acid binding; RNA helicase activity. The transcript has 15 exons. Bases 126 to 2519 code for a protein of 797 amino acids.